Messenger RNA from Erigeron canadensis, 627 nucleotides. Its product is annotated as outer envelope pore protein 16, chloroplastic-like. Gene Ontology annotation, biological process: protein import into chloroplast stroma. Gene Ontology annotation, molecular function: amino acid transmembrane transporter activity. The coding region runs from base 62 to 493 and encodes 143 amino acids. Lineage: Eukaryota; Viridiplantae; Streptophyta; Magnoliopsida; Asterales; Asteraceae. The record is from RefSeq and is a predicted model, not a curated record. The transcript has 6 exons. Gene Ontology annotation, cellular component: chloroplast outer membrane.
UCCUUUUUUGCUACAAAAACAAUCGAAGUUACAUAGGAUUUGCCAAGAAAGAAAGAGUAUCAUGGCUUCAGCUUCAAUCUCCUCUCCUAAGGUUGACGUCUUCAUCGAUACAGGAAAUCCUUUGCUCAAUCAUACCCUUGAUGGCUUCUUGAAGAUCGGAACUGUUGCUGUUGGAAAAGUACUUGCGGAGGAAACUUACCAUGUUGUCAAAAGAGGGAGUCUUUCGAAGAACAACCUUGAGACUGCGCUAGAGAAGAUGUGUAAAGAAGGCGUGUAUUGGGGCGCUGUAGCUGGAGUAUACGUCGGAAUGGAGUAUGGUACCGAAAGAGUGCUUGGCACUAAAGAUUGGAAGAAUGCAAUGAUCAGUGGUGCAGUGACCGGAGCACUCGUAUCGGUGGUUGGCAGCAGCAAUAGAGGUGAAAAUAUUGUAAUGGGUGCCAUCACAGGAGGUGCGGUUUCAACGGCUGCAAAGUUCAUUAGUUAUCUUACCUAAAGAUUGAAAUUGACAUAAUUCUGUGUUUUAUGUGCUAAUAAUACUAUCUCCCCUGCUUUCAAUAUUUUGGCACAAUGUAUGUUACAUUCUAAUAAGAUCUUCUAAUAAAGAGGAAGGGCCAUGUUUUGUGAUUC